AUGUUAUUGUGGCAUCUUUGCCACCAAAUUCUUCCAGUUGUUACAAUUCUAAAAGAUAAAAUUCCUAAUCUUAAUCCAAAUUGUGCUAGAUGUAUUGAUAAAGAGGAGGAUCAUAUGCAUGUUUUUAGGGACUGUUGCAAUUCUAGGGCUAUUUGGAAUAGGGUUUUAAACUCAAACAGACAUAUUGACCAACCUAGUAUGAAGGUGUUCAUGAAUAGUGAUUGGAAUACUUGGAUGUCGCUUAACACUGGAGGUAACAAAGAUCGGGUGAUGGUGUUUGGGGUAACUGUCUGGCAUAGAUGGAAAAAUAGAAAUGAGGCAGUGCUCCAGCAGAAAAUGAGGCAUGACUCUUAUGUUUUUAAUAUAUUAACAACAGAUUUGGUGGCCAACUCUAACUCUUUUCAGGACAAAAGGAAGAAGCAAAGUAUAGAAGCUAAUGUGUCAUAUGGAGGCUUCCUCAGACUGGUUUCUACAAAAUCAAUUCCGAUGGCUGUUUGA
Messenger RNA from Beta vulgaris subsp. vulgaris (sugar beet), 498 nucleotides. RefSeq lists its product as uncharacterized. NCBI's taxonomy places the organism in Eukaryota, Viridiplantae, Streptophyta, Magnoliopsida, Caryophyllales, Amaranthaceae. The record is from RefSeq and is a predicted model, not a curated record. The coding region runs from base 1 to 498 and encodes 165 amino acids. The transcript has a single exon.